Messenger RNA from Pseudomyrmex gracilis, 1230 nucleotides. RefSeq lists its product as uncharacterized. Bases 1 to 1230 code for a protein of 409 amino acids. NCBI's taxonomy places the organism in Eukaryota, Metazoa, Arthropoda, Insecta, Hymenoptera, Formicidae. The record is from RefSeq and is a predicted model, not a curated record. Gene Ontology annotation, molecular function: nucleic acid binding; RNA-DNA hybrid ribonuclease activity. The transcript has 2 exons.
AUGACCAGACACGACAUUCCAGCCGCACUAGCAGACUGGACACAAAACAUGCUAACAGGAAGAAUCCUGAUUGCUAAUCAUGGGGACUCAAACGUGCAUGGUUUUUCCACCAAAGAAUGCCCGCAGGGGGAAAUUUUAUCCCCCCUGCUGUGGUGCUUGGUCGUGAACGAACUUUUAUAUAAAUUACAGAAGACAGGUUUUCUCGCCUUUGGCUACGCUGAUGUGGCCAUUAUAGUGCGAAGCAACUUUCUUCCAAUACUUAAAGAGACUAUGGGAAAAGCUCUUAAGAUCACGCAAGAUUGGUGUCAAUUAAAAAGACUUAGGGCUAAUCUAUCAAAGAUCAAGGCCAUGAUUUUCACCAGGAAAUACAAACCUGAAGCCAUUGAGCCGCUUAGACUCUGCCGGGAAGAUAUAGAAUACGUCCAGUCAGUGAAAUAUUUGGGAGUCCACUUAGACACCAAACUGAAUUGGAAAACACAUCUCGAUAUAAAGAAAUCCAAAUUCUACGCCUCAUACUGGGCGUGUAGAAGAGCAAUGGGAAAAUCCUGGGGUAUUAAAUUAAAUACUGCCCUAUGGAUAUACAAAACGGUAUUAGUACCGAGGUUACCGUAUGCUGUUGUUUGGUGGCCCAGAGUGGAAAAGAUGGAGUCAAAGAACCUACUAAAAAGCCUAUACAAGCAAGACAGAAUAUCCAAAGUACGCCAAGUGGACAAGGCGGUCUCCAUAAACUUGACUACCAAAGCAGACUGGAAAAACAGAAAUCUUCUGAACCAGCCUAGCACUCAUGCAUGGUUCACUGAUGGAUCUGGAGCAAACGGCUGCUAUGGAGCAGGCAUAUACUGUCCAGGAUCAAAUCACAGAAAGGUUUUCUCUCUGGGUAAACUGGCCACGGUCUUUCAAGCGGAAGUCCUGGCCAUUCUGGAAUGUGCAAGACUCCUACUCUCAAGAGAGACAAAAACUAGGAGGAUCAAUAUCUAUACGAAUAGCAAAGCAGCCAUAGGAGCUCUUGCCAAAACCACCACUGAAUCUUUAGUGGUUUGGGACUGUAUGCAAGCUCUAAACGGAUUGGGCGAGCGAAACAACAUCACGCUUGUCUGGGUACCUGGCUACCAAGGUAUCCAAGGCAAUGAAGUGGCUGAUAGUCUGGCAAAACUAUGUAUCUUAGAGGAACCAGUCUGCCAGAUAGUUGGAGUUCCCUUUGCAACAGGGAAAAACCAUAUCAAGGACUAG